Periconia digitata is the source of this 1093-nucleotide messenger RNA. Lineage: Eukaryota; Fungi; Ascomycota; Dothideomycetes; Pleosporales; Periconiaceae. The record is from the annotation of a GenBank genome assembly.
UCGAUCAAGAGCUGGACUUCACCUGGGCAACAUGCACCAAAAGCUUCCUUCCACUCGUCGUGUGUUUCGCCGAACAGACAACCACAACCCUGGCGCAGCAAAAGUUCAACUCGUCAUUGAAGACCUUCCAGCCACUCUCCCACCAACCUCGGUUCUUAUCAAAGUCCAUACUGUAUCUCUCAACUAUCGCGACGCGAACAUCGCGAACGGCGGUAAUCCCUGGCCAGUUACACCCCAUGGAAUCCCGUGUAAUGAUGCCGCUGGCGAAGUGAUAGCCACGGGAUCGGGAACUAUCGAUAUCAGAGUUGGUGACAAAGUAGCACCUAUUACAGACACGGAAAAUUUAACAGGCAGAGAAAACGCGAGAAGCUGGCUUGCUGCGGACGAAGACGGUGUUCUCGCUGAUUAUCUGGUUUUCGAUGAACGUAAGGUGUGCAGGCUUCCCAGUCAUCUGAGCUGGGACGAAGCUUCCUUGAUUCCCUGUGCUGGGGUCACAGCUUGGAGUGCGCUGAAAGACAUUGGGUUUGGAGGGAGCGUCUUAAUUCAAGGAACCGGCGGUGUGAGCAUGUUUGCGCUUAAACUUGCUAGGGCUUCCGGUCUUAAGGUCAUCGUCAGUUCAUCAAGCGACAAGAAAUUGGAAGAGUUGCGAAGCCAAUACUCUGAGCCUCUGCUCUCAACAGUAAACUAUGCUACAUUUCCAGAUUGGCACGAAAAUGUCCUGGAUAUUACCCAAGGAGUGGGUGUUGAUCUCGUCAUUGAAGUAGGUGGCUCACAGACCUUGAUAAAGAGCCUGAAAUGCACUCGGCGUGGUGGUAUCAUUAGCCAAGUCGGUUAUCUCGGAAAGGAGAGCGCAAAAGAUCUUGAUGAACUAGUGCCUCUGCUCAUCGAUCGGAGAGUAAAUCUCAGGGGUAUAAAUGCCGGCUCCAAACAAGAUCUUGAUGAUCUUUGCAGUGCUAUGUCAGCAGUAGAGAUGCGUUUGAACGACAUUGUCGAUUCGAAGUUCCCAUUCGAGAAGGCCAACGAGGCGAUCGAAUACGUAUGGCAAGGGAAACAGGUUGGGAAGGUUGUUCUUGGCGUCAAUGGGAGUUGUUAG